This is a messenger RNA of Harmonia axyridis, 722 nucleotides long. RefSeq names its product 40S ribosomal protein S12, mitochondrial-like. The coding region runs from base 157 to 651 and encodes 164 amino acids. The record is from RefSeq and is a predicted model, not a curated record. Gene Ontology annotation, cellular component: small ribosomal subunit; ribosome. Gene Ontology annotation, molecular function: structural constituent of ribosome. Gene Ontology annotation, biological process: translation. NCBI's taxonomy places the organism in Eukaryota, Metazoa, Arthropoda, Insecta, Coleoptera, Coccinellidae. The transcript is spliced from 3 exons.
GUAUCAUAGACCUAAUAUCCAUAUUAAUUAAUUAAUUGAAAUAAUUAAUUAAUUGAUAUUAGGUCUAUGGUUUGUAUUUAUCUAUGAUUUUAAGGUUAAGUUCAUCAAAUUUAUAGGUUAUAAUGAAGGUGUAGAUCGAAAAAGAACAAAAUAAAAAUGAAUUUUUUGUCUAGUCUUAUCCAGAGAGCAUCUACAAAUUACACUACAGGAAAAUUGAAGCAGACUUUUUUUCCUGUUUUGUGUCAGUAUGCAAUUCCCGACUUAACAAAUGUUCUCUGUGGAAAAUUAACAUCUCUUUCUAUACACGGACGCACUAUGGCAUCCCUGAACCAGAUGCAUAGGACAGGACCCCAUAUCAAGAAAGACAGAUCUAACAAGCCCCUUGAUGGUAAUCCAUUCAUGAAGGGUGUUGUAUUAAGAACGGUAAUAAAAAAACCAAAAAAACCAAAUUCGGCUAAUAGGAAGUGCGUACUUGUAAGACUGUCAAACGGAAAAGAAAUGGUAGCUUACAUUCCUGGUAUAGGUCAUAAUUUGCAAGAACACAACAUCGUUUUGGUGAGAGUAGGAAGGGUACAAGAUUGUCCUGGUGUUAAACUGAAGUGUGUCAGAGGAAAGUUUGAUUUAGGACAUGUAAUAAUAAAUAGAAAAUAGAUUUAAAUAUUGUAGAUAAAUUUUGAUUAAAGAAGAUAUAUCAUCUUGUAUUCAAUAAAGAAGGAAUUUUA